Messenger RNA from Cimex lectularius (bed bug), 1434 nucleotides. It is a transcript of the gene IP3K1, whose product is annotated as inositol-trisphosphate 3-kinase homolog. Bases 72 to 1265 code for a protein of 397 amino acids. Gene Ontology annotation, cellular component: cytoplasm; nucleus. Lineage: Eukaryota; Metazoa; Arthropoda; Insecta; Hemiptera; Cimicidae. Gene Ontology annotation, biological process: inositol phosphate biosynthetic process. The record is from RefSeq and is a predicted model, not a curated record. The transcript is spliced from 6 exons. Gene Ontology annotation, molecular function: inositol-1,4,5-trisphosphate 3-kinase activity; inositol tetrakisphosphate kinase activity.
GUUCCUGAACCCUCGUGGCAUGUUGUAGUUUUGUUUACCCAUUUCCAUCGGCCGAUUCGUUUAGCGUUGUCAUGGAGGCGAAUUCGUCCGGUUUUCCUCCCGAGACCUACUCGACCGCCUUCAACCUGAGGAACGAAAUCAAACAGUAUCUCUCUUCAAAAGGCUUGGUCAAAUUGAAAAACGGAGUCGCCAAAAUCACCUCAAAUAAUAAGGGAAGUGGAAAAGACAGUUGGAGACCCACGUGUUGUGCAUCCAACAACAACAACAACAACGAAAAACGAUGCCGGAGGCAACAAGAAGAGAACAGUUCACUGUUGAAAUUUCUUGCUCUGAACGCACUUGAGCUUUCUGCGCCUGCGAGUGAUGUCCUGUUGAGGUCACAGCAAUGCAGCCCGACGAACAAUUGGUUCCAGCUUUCAGGCCAUCCAGAUUCGUUCGCGCCCGCCGGUCCUGGAACUGUCUGGAAGAAGUGCAGCGGAGGUGAUGAACGGACCGUAUACGAAGCUUUAGGCUGUGAGCCUGCUUUGAGGGACAUCACUCCGGCCUACUUCCGGCAAGUCUACUAUGCCGGUCAGACUUUCAUCGAACUCCAGGACCUGUUACACGGCUUCAGAGAUCCAAAUGUAAUGGACAUCAAAUUAGGAACCAGAACGUUCCUCGAAUCAGAGGUGCAGAACACUACUGCAAGAAAGGACUUGUAUUUGAAGAUGGUCGCAGUUGACCCUGAAGCGCCUACAGAGGCAGAAAGGAACGCUCAAGCGGUUACAAAACUCCGUUACAUGCAGUUUAGAGAACAACAAAGCUCCACAUGUAGACUCGGCUUUAGAAUCGAAGCGAUGAAAUUUCGAGGAUCACCACCAGUUACAGAUCUGAAACGUGUGAAGACCACCGAACAAGUGUCUGACACAAUGUCUCUAUUUCUAAAUACUAGAGAUGAUGUCAAACAAAGAGUUGUAGCCAGGUUGAACGAAAUCAGAUCUAAACUUGACCAAUCGCAUUACUUCUCUAAGCACGAAGUUGUCGGCAGUAGCAUCCUCAUCUUAUACGACGAUACCAAAGUAGGGGCCUGGUUGAUAGACUUUGCGAAAACUCGUCCCGUACCUGAUGGAAUUAGACUGAAUCACAGGACUCCUUGGACUCCUGGAAAUCAUGAAGAAGGGUUCCUAUACGGCCUUGAUAAUCUUAUCAGGGUUUUAGAAGAUGUUAAGACUUCCACUCCUGAAAAUACCGUUCCAGCAAGCAAUCCUUUGGCCUUAAAAUCAUGACUUACUUAGAACGCCGUCUUGUUUUGGAUUCUAGUCUCGGACUUGUCGCAUUGUGUGAUCAAGCAAAUUGACGUUUCCUUUACUGGUUGAACGAACAGUACUUACUAGGCCAAAUAUGAUGCAUUGUGCUUACCGAAGAAUCUCAAAUGUGUGACUCUCUAUUCUGGAA